AUGGAGAGGGAGUCGAGGUCCAGGGAAGGCGGGGCUGCGACAGAAUCCGGGACGACCUUGGUCCCAGACAGGGGCGGUGAGGAGGCGGGGGCCCUCAGGGAGAACGGCUCCUGGGGGCACGCGGGGGCGCUUCUGGCCCAGGAGGCUGCGGGGGUGGUGGCCGCGGCUGUGCGGGAAGCUAAGGCCCAGGAGAGCCGAGAGGAGGCCGGUGGGGGGCAGGAGUUGGUGCUGGUGGUGGAGGAUAACUUGGCAGAGGUGGAGGUGCCCGCGGUGGAAGACGAGGAGGUUCUGGCGGUGGAAGACGAGGAGGUGGCGCAAGCAGAGCGGGUCGAGAAGCCGAAGGAGUUGUCGCAGGCAGAGCCGGUGCCCCGGCCCGACACAGUCGGGGCCGCACCUGCCGCGCUGCAGGUGGUUCAGGAAGCGCUCCGCUCAGUGGAUGCCCAAGCCACCAGGGCCUACUUGCGGCUCAAGCGCAGGAUGAAUCAGAAGCGGUGUGGUCACCUGGCUCCGAGGAGGGCCGUCAUCCAGGCCAGUCCUGGCUUCUGGGCACACGCCAUCCUGAAUCACCCCCAGAUAUCAGCUGUGAUAGGUGACGAGGACACAGACAUGCUCAGCUACAUGACCUAUUUAGAGGUGGAGGAACUGGGUCGUCCCAAGUACCGCUGCAGGUUGAUGUUUUACUUUGGGAGCAACCCCUACUUCCAGAACGACGUGAUCGUUAAGGAGUAUCACCUUAGCAUCGGCGGAUAUAGGGAGACUCGUUGCACUCCAGUCCAGUGGUUCUGGGAUUAUGAACGUGGUGCUGCCAGCCGCAGGCGAGACCCCAGCGGCCUGAACUUCUUCAACUGGUUGUGUGACCCCAGCUGCCCAGGGUCCAACAGGAUCGCCGGGAUCAUCAUCGAGGACCUGUGGCCCAAUCCCUUGCAGUACUACCCGAGGCAGGAAGGCGGCCUAUGGGAAUGAGCUGAGAGGAGGACCUGUCGGCAUGGCAGCUGUGUGGAAGUGGACAUCACAGAGCAUCCGCGUUGCACCACCAAGAAGAAUCUGAUGAGGCCUCCACCGUUGAGAGACAUGGAUGGGCUCGUCUCCGUGGUGCUCAGCCUGCACGGGACAGCAAAGGGGACAAGGAUCAGCAGGGGCAGCGCGAGAGAGGAUCCUGCCCCUAGCUGCAGGGUCAGGGAGAAGGGCCAUAAACAAGUUACAAAGCAC
Mustela erminea (ermine) is the source of this 1209-nucleotide messenger RNA. Its product is annotated as testis-specific Y-encoded protein 1-like. Lineage: Eukaryota; Metazoa; Chordata; Mammalia; Carnivora; Mustelidae. Gene Ontology annotation, cellular component: nucleus; chromatin. The record is from RefSeq and is a predicted model, not a curated record. Gene Ontology annotation, molecular function: chromatin binding; histone binding. The coding region runs from base 1 to 963 and encodes 320 amino acids. Gene Ontology annotation, biological process: nucleosome assembly. The transcript is spliced from 6 exons.